Messenger RNA from Asparagus officinalis (garden asparagus), 2822 nucleotides. RefSeq names its product protein FAR1-RELATED SEQUENCE 5-like. NCBI's taxonomy places the organism in Eukaryota, Viridiplantae, Streptophyta, Magnoliopsida, Asparagales, Asparagaceae. Gene Ontology annotation, biological process: regulation of DNA-templated transcription. Gene Ontology annotation, molecular function: zinc ion binding. The record is from RefSeq and is a predicted model, not a curated record. The transcript is spliced from 3 exons. The coding region runs from base 293 to 2452 and encodes 719 amino acids.
CACUGAUCCUACAAAGAGCAGAGCAGCGAACUCGCGGUGCGAAUAAGGUAAACGAAUCUCCGCCUGCUGCAUAAUCCAAUUUCUGAUCACCUCCCGGUGAACUUCUCUCUUUCGGUAACACCUACAGUGGAUCUGGUCACCGCCGGUGAUCUUACGCUAGCUGUUCCUCGUCUCCCACCUUUUUUUCCCUUUGAAAAAAAAUUAGGGUUUUCUUCAACCUUCUCUCUUCAUCGACAUCACCAGUUCGAGUCCAUCGCCAUACUUUCACACGGCGGUUUUACUCUCCACAUUCAUGGAGGCCAGUAGGAGCGAAGGCGAUGACUUGAUAGUGGACUAUGUGGAAUGCCUCAUGUCAUUACCUACCAAUGCCCGUUCAGUUGAAAACGAGAAUUCGGUCCUCCAAGUAUCAGUCCCUCCUGAAGAACCUUCCCGUAUUCCUAUAGGAAUACCAACCCAACCUAAAGAUUUAGUUCAAAUCACCACGGAAGACUCUAAGCUUGAGCCAUUCUUAGGUAUGGAAUUUGAGUCUGACGAGGCUGCAAAAACAUUCUAUAAUGACUACGCUCGUCGUUUAGGGUUCCCGUUUCGUGUUGGAAGGUCUCGACGAUCUAAAGGUGUUGAUGAGGUUCUAAUUAUGAAGAGAUUUGUAUGCUCAAAAGAGGGAGUGUAUCGUAAAAAGCCUUCUGAGGAGACCUCAAGAAAGCGUGAGAGGCUUUCCAUGAGAGAAGGUUGCAAGGCAAUGAUGGAGGUUAUUCGGGAUUCUGAUCGUUGGGUGGUAGCUAAGCUCGAGAAGAAUCACAACCAUCAUCUUGGAACUUGUAGUAGAGUUGGUUACCUUCGAGCGAGAGGCUUCAUUGAUACUAAUGAGAAGACUAGCAUAUUGUCGUCUGAUGCUAUGAUACUACUUCGUCAAAAUGCAUUUGGUGAAGGAGGAGAUGCUCAGAGCCUAUUAGAUUAUUUCAAGAAGAUGCAAACAGAUAAUCCCUCAUUCUUUUAUGCAAUACAAGUUGAUAAUAACAGUUGUGUGACUAAUGCAUUGUGGGCAGAUGCUAGGGCUAGAACAGCAUAUAGCUAUUUUGGGGAUGCAGUUACAUUUGAUACAACUUAUAAGAAGAAUAAGUAUAUGAUGCCCUUUGUUACUUUCUCAGGAGUGAACCAUCAUUUGCAACCGGUUAUCUUUGGAUGUGCUUUGUUAAUAGAUGAGACUGAAUUCUCAUUCAUUUGGCUUUUUGAAACAUGGCUUUCAGCAAUGGGAGGCCGACCCCCUAUUUCUUUAGUUACUGACCAAAAUAGAGCUAUGACCGCAGCAAUUGCAAAGGUAUUUCCAAAUACUUGCCAUCGGUUUUGCAAGUGGCUCAUUUUGAGUAGAAGCAAGCAAAAAUUAGCCCAUGUGUAUUCCUCUCAUCCUACUCUGAGAGCGGAGCUUGAAAGUUGUGUUAUUGAGUCGGAAACAAUUAGGGCAUUUGAGACUUGUUGGGUUUCUAUAAUUGAUAAGUACGACCUGAGGAAGAAUACUUGGCUCCAAGCAUUGUUUAACAUCCGACAAAAAUGGGUCCCAGUGUACUUAAAAGACACAUUCUUUGCUGAAGUAUCUCCAACCCAGAAGUUAGAGACAAUGAAUGACUUCUACAAGAAGAACUUUAGUACCAAGACUUCGCUUAAAGUAUUCCUAGCACAGUUUGAAAUAUAUAUGGCAAGCCGAUAUGAGGAUGAAGCCCAAGCAGACUUGGACACAAUGUGUAUUAAGCCAGUUCUGAAGACUGCAUCACCGAUAGAAAAGCAAACUGCAGCUAUUUAUACAAGAGCUGUGUUUGAUAAGUUUCAGGAGGAAUUUGUUGAAUCUCUAGGUUAUAAUGCUUACAAAAUAAAGGAUGGGUUAGUUAGCAAGUUUAGCGUGGCGAGAGAUGAUGAUUCUCUUGAAACAUUCAUUGUUACUUAUAAUUCUGGUAAAAAGACCGCAACUUGCAGUUGUAAGAAUUUUGAGUUUUCAGGGAUUUUGUGCAGGCACAUUUUGGGUGUGUUUCUUAUGGUUGAUCUGCGGAUGCUUCCGGAAGAGUACUUCUUGAGACGGUGGACAAAGAAUGCCAAGAGUGGAACCCAAAUUGACGAACAAAGUUCUGAGGUUCAGAAUGGUUAUCAACAAUCCGUUACAUCUCGGUACAAUGAUCUUUGCCAAGAUGCCAUUAAGUGUGCAGAGAGAGGAGCAACAUCAGUUGAAAUAUACAAAGCUGCGAAAGAUGCACUGCAUAGGGCCUUCACUGAAAUUGUUUCUGUUGAGAGAAAUUCUGGUAGAGGAGCGCAGCGAGAUGCAAUCAACAUUAAUGAAGAAAUUACAUUAGAUGAAGCAAUGGGUGACCAAUCAUUACAUGAUCGGUCCUUACAAGAUCCUGGACGAAAGCCAGUGAAUAAUUUACUCGGGCAGUUUUUGGGUACCUCCUGGUCACCUAUGUGAGGCACUGUAAAUAAUUUACUUGGCAAAAGAGUUCGCAUCUCUGAAGCUAAAUACUUCGGCCCUGGUCAGUUUCUGGUGCAUAGCUGCUCAGAUCGAAGAAAAUCUGAUGGUGGUCGCCCUAAGAUGAUAUCAUUGCUAGAAGUAUAUUCAUCGAAGCUUCAUGUCUGUGAAAUGAUACGUAUAUUCCACACUGUUGCAGGUGUUUUCGUUGACACGGAUAUAUUAUUGUAUAUUGGUUAAGGUAUCAUAGGGUGAAGUAAUUUCUGUUUCUUUUUUCUUUUUCGGAAAUGGCUUCUUUGUUUGAAGUCGGGUUUUAUUGUACAUUUAUUUAUCUCAAAAGAGUAUGAAGAGAAGGCUUCAGGAAUUUGCA